This is a messenger RNA of Perognathus longimembris pacificus (Pacific pocket mouse), 2519 nucleotides long. It is a transcript of the gene Sbk1, whose product is annotated as SH3 domain binding kinase 1. The record is from RefSeq and is a predicted model, not a curated record. The transcript is spliced from 4 exons. Bases 730 to 1995 code for a protein of 421 amino acids. Lineage: Eukaryota; Metazoa; Chordata; Mammalia; Rodentia; Heteromyidae. Gene Ontology annotation, molecular function: protein serine/threonine kinase activity; ATP binding. Gene Ontology annotation, biological process: peptidyl-serine phosphorylation; peptidyl-threonine phosphorylation.
GCCGCGCGAGGAGCAGCAGCCUGUAGUCGCCAGCCUAGCCGGACCCCAGGGUCAGAACUUGCCCAGGAAACACGUGGGCAGCGUGGACACGGGGACCAGCUCCCCUACCCUUCAUCCACCGUCACCUUCAGGUCUCUGCCUGCUCCUCUGGAAGCCACCUAUGCCACCCACCGCAGCAGAGGGUGGCAAACUUUCUUGGUGAAGUGGGCAGAUAAGGAGGAGCAGAUUGCUGGACAGACUGAUGGACAAAAGGACACGUCACCUCCAAGCCUGUCCUCUCUGCCCUGCCUCUGACUGACAGCAGCAGUGCGGUCAGCCAGGGGAGCCGCAGGCAGGGAGGGGACAUCCGUCCACCUGCUGCCACCUCCGCCAAGUCCCCUCCCGCAGCUGGACGCUGCCGACCGGAGCUCCCGUGAGAGAGCCUCGGGCUCUUCCCCCACCGAGGCGACGGGCAACCGCUGUGGGAAGGCACAGGUGGCAGGGGGGCAGGCACAGGGUCCUGAGGCCGACAGGUUGCUGACUCUGGAGCGCCAUGGCUCAGGGACCCCCUCCCUGGCCAGGGACGAUGUUGCUGGGGUCCCCAGUGGUCCCCCAUGCCCUGUCCUGGAGCUGCCUCCCGCCUGGCCCCUGGGCUGUGGAGCCGACGAGGUUCCAGCCUUCUGCUUGGUCUGUUUCCAUCGGGAAGAGGAGGAGGAGCUGCUGGAGGAGGUCCCGCUACGCAGGGAGAAGAUGAGUGUGGGCUGCCCAGAGCCUGAGCCGUCCCACUCGCUGCCCUGCUGCGGGCCGGGGGCCAGCCCUGGGCCGGGCACCGGAGUGCCACUCCUCACGGAGGACAUGCAGGCGCUGACCCUCCGCACACUGGCUGCCAGCGACGUCACCAAGCACUAUGAGCUUGUUCGGGAGCUGGGCAAAGGCACCUAUGGGAAGGUGGACCUGGUGGCCUACAAGGGCACAGGCACCAAGAUGGCACUGAAGUUUGUGAACAAGAGCAAAACGAAGCUGAAGAACUUCCUGCGGGAGGUGAGCAUCACCAACAGCCUGUCCUCUAGCCCCUUCAUCAUCAAGGUCUUCGACGUAGUCUUUGAGACAGAGGACUGCUAUGUCUUCGCCCAGGAGUAUGCACCGGCUGGGGACCUGUUUGACAUCAUCCCUCCCCAGGUGGGGCUCCCCGAGGACACGGUGAAGCGCUGCGUGCAGCAGCUGGGCCUGGCGCUGGACUUCAUGCACGGACGGCAGCUGGUGCACCGCGACAUCAAGCCCGAGAACGUGCUGCUGUUCGACCGCGAGUGCCGGCGCGUGAAGCUGGCGGACUUCGGCAUGACGCGGCGCGUGGGCUGCCGCGUGAAGCGCGUGAGCGGCACCAUCCCCUACACGGCGCCCGAGGUGUGCCAGGCCGGCCGCGCCGACGGGCUGGCGGUGGACACGGGCGUGGACGUGUGGGCCUUCGGCGUGCUCAUCUUCUGCGUGCUCACCGGCAACUUCCCGUGGGAGGCGGCGUCGGGCGCCGACGCCUUCUUCGAGGAGUUCGUGCGCUGGCAGCGCGGCCGGCUGCCCGGGCUGCCGUCGCAGUGGCGCCGCUUCACCGAGCCCGCGCUGCGCAUGUUCCAGCGCCUGCUGGCCCUGGAGCCCGAGCGCCGCGGCCCGGCCAAGGAGGUCUUCCGCUUCCUCAAGCACGAGCUCACCUCCGAGCUGCGCCGCCGCCCGUCGCACCGCGCGCGCCGCCCGCCCGGGGACCGGCCGCCCGCCGCGGGGCCGCUGCGCCUCGAGGCGCCCGGGCCGCUCAAGCGCACGGUGCUGACCGAGGGCGGCGGCGGCCUGGCGCGGCCCGCGCCCCCCGCCGUGGGCCCCGUGCCUGUGCCCGUCCCGGUCCCCGUGCCCGUGCCCGUGCCCGAGGCCGGCCUGGCGCCCCCGGGACCCCCGGGCAGGACCGACGGCCGCCCCGACAAGGGCAAAGGGCAGGUGGUGCUGGCGACGGCCAUCGAGAUCUGCGUCUGAGCCGCCCGCCGCCCUCGGUCGUCCCCACCCCCAUCCCGGGGGCCCCCCCCCCCGCCACGACGGGAACCGAGGCCGGGCAGCCCCGGCCGGGCAAGGGAGGGAGUAGCGUAGACGAGGCGGCCGGCGCCCCGGGACCUCUGGAGGAGCCGAGCCCCGCAGGCCCCGAGGCCCCGGCCACGCCCGGGGCCACACCGCAGAGACCUCCUUGUGCGCCCUGGAACCCCAGCCUGGCCCCUCCGCACCCCUGGCAGGGCACCCCACUGUUCCCCACCGCACCCCGGGCACAGAAUUGGGCAGCGGAAAGCCCCCAGGCACUGGGCUGGGGAGGCUGUGCCCGGCCCCUUCCCGGAGCGAGAGUCUAGGCCCCCCCGGAAAAUGUAGCAAACGUCUGCGUAUCACCCAAGUGUUUUGCAGGCACAGCCCCCCAGAACCUAGUGCCGCCCCCACGCCCCCCAAAUCAGGAGGAGGACAAUGAGCACAGGCCGCCACUGAGACCCGUGCUGGGAGGGCCCCCCCCCCCAUGA